AUGGCGGAAUUCUUAGGAGAUUUAUUAAAAUAGAAAAGAGAUAACUUUAGAGUAGAAUUAAAGAGAAAGGCAACAGAAGAGCUUUUCAAAUAAAAGAGAAGAAUAUUUAAUAACAAUGAAUAAAUUUAUUUAACAGAUGAGAAAAUUAAUAUUUGGUACAUGAAUUUAGUUAACUAAAAAUAUGAGGAUACUUUAGAUGAAAUAAGAUAAUCUUUGUCAAACUCAACAAUUGAAGUAAUAGGAUAUAUUUGAUUAUUAGUAUAACAUAUUAUUAAUAAACAAACAUGAAGUAUAUCAAUUAUUACUAAACAUUUGGAAUAAGCAAGAAUUAGAUUAUAUUAUUAUAUAAUAGUUACUUUAUAUAUUUGCAAAUUUACAUUCUUACAAUGUAUUUGAUGAUUUGAAAUUUUUGUAAAAUGAAAAACUAAUGGAAAGAUUGUUCAAUUUAUUAUAAAUGACAACUUAUUAGCAAAUACAGUCUCAAAUAUUUUUUUUAUUAUCAAAUCUGGUAGGCAUGGAUAAUGGAGUUAAAGCUAGAUAAUUGGCAGAUUAUGGAUUUUGUACUUUGAUCAAAAAGAUGUGGAUGAAUAAAUUAAUUUACUGCAAAGUAUAUGUAUGAAUUAUAUUUGAGAUUGAAAAUAUUAAAGAUUUUUGCUGGUUUUUGAGUAAUUUUUUUUAUUACAAUUAAAAUAAUGUGGCUGGUUUUACAUUGACUGAAGUAAUUUACUUAUGAUUUAUAUAGGUCAGAGAAGUCUUACCAAUUGUAUUAGAAUGUAUUAAAUAUAAUGAUAAAGAAAUAAAAUUAUAUUCAUUAAUUACUUUAAAGAGUAUGUGUUAAGCCAAAGAAGAAGUAUAUAGUAUAAUACUAAAUAAACUAAAAAUCUUUAAUGAUUUAAUGAAUAUGCAAAGGACAAGUGAUGAUGAAGAAAUUUCAUUAAAAACACUUGAAAUUAUUGCAUCUUUUGCUUUAGCAGAUGAUGAAAUAACUACCCAAUUAGUGAAUGAAUUCAAAAUUCUAGAUUUCUUUUUAUAAAUUUAUAUAUAACCAGGCAGAAACAAAUAAAAAGAAUUCAAAAAAAUAAUAUUAUGGGGAUUAAAUAAUUUGUGUUGUAAUAAUGAUUUUCAAAUAUUACAAAUAAUAAUAAAGCAUGAUCUUAUUAAAUAUAUUUAAAAAGAUGAAAAUGAAACAGAAAUUAUUAAAGAUAUUUUAGAAGUUAUAAGAAGUCUUUCAUAAUUAAAAAAUCCAGAUUUACUAAAGUAUGUAUUGAUGAGUGGAAAUGUUGUAGAUAUAGUUAUGAACCAAUUAAAAUUGAAAAUAUCUAAAGGGAUAGUUUUGACAUGUUUGAACAUUGUUCAUAAUUUUGCCUAUUAAAUUGGUAAGCAUUCUUAAAGUGAUAUAAAUAUGGCAAUAGAGAUGUUCAUUUCUAAAGGGUUUGACAAAAUACUUAAUUAAAUGGAGUUUGAUCCUGAUAAUGAUAUAAAUAUUGAAGCUUAAAGAUUGACAGAAACCUUUUUAAUGUGA
This is a messenger RNA of Paramecium sonneborni, 1522 nucleotides long. The record is from the annotation of a GenBank genome assembly. NCBI's taxonomy places the organism in Eukaryota, Ciliophora, Oligohymenophorea, Peniculida, Parameciidae.